Cotesia glomerata is the source of this 1479-nucleotide messenger RNA. RefSeq names its product transmembrane and ubiquitin-like domain-containing protein 1. Gene Ontology annotation, molecular function: protein binding. Lineage: Eukaryota; Metazoa; Arthropoda; Insecta; Hymenoptera; Braconidae. The coding region runs from base 191 to 1237 and encodes 348 amino acids. The record is from RefSeq and is a predicted model, not a curated record. The transcript has 4 exons.
UAAGUAUACAUAAAAAUACAGUUAGUUCUGUCAGAGGUAAAUAUUUAUAAAUUUUAAUUAAUAAUUAAUACCUCAUAGUGAUAAUUAUUAAUCAUAAAUAUCGUUCAUAGUGAUUACAAAUUACUGUUGUGCGUCAGAGGUUGAAUUUACAAUUACAGUGGAUUAAAAAUAAAAAAAUCAGAAGAUUAAAAUGACUUUGAUAGAAGGAGUAGGCGACGAAGUUACAGACUUCUUCAUAGUUGCAGCAGUAAUAUUAAUCGGCUACAUAGCAUGGUGCUCCACGAAUAUAUCCGAGCAACCGUUGAUCCGGACUGUUUUGAUACUCCAGCACAGAACAAGAACAAGAAUCGCAGAGCUCAGGGCAAACACGUCAAGAAUUGACACCAGGAACUCUAGUGCUGAUGAGUCUAGUGAAGAGACUAUUGUACAGAGUGACAGUCCUGACAGUAGCAAUGAAGCUGAACCAAAUUGUCCUGUUCAUAGUGGUCCAGCUACACCAGAAGCAACUGGCUCAUUAGCAACAGGAACUUCCGAACAAGUAUUGAUAGAAGCUAUGGAUUCAUUAAACGAAGAUACGAAUUUACUGCACAGACCCGUUAAAUUACCAUCUAAUGACACUACCAAGUCAGAAGAAACUGACCAAUCAGCCCCGUCAGCUCCAUCAGAACCAACAGACAGUGCUCGAGAAACUUGCGAUGAAGACAAUGAAAUAACAAUCAAGUUGAAGUUCAUCAACGACGACCAAAAAAUAGUAACUGGCCGCUUGAAGGAAAUGUUGAGCGAAUUUAAAAGGAGACAUUUCCAAGUAGAACUAGACGCCCAAAAGCGAGUCCGUCUAGUAUUCAACGGCCAAGUUCUGCAGCCAGACAGCGAAACUCUAGAGAAAUGCGGACUAUUCCACAACUGCGUGGUCCACUGUUUAGUCCACCAGCCCUUGCUACCGACCCCUUCGCAGUCAACUUCCUCCCGGUAUUCUGGCAACAGCAACCCCGCGUUCCAGAACGUGCCCAACGGCGACAGCGGGAUCAGUUCCCUGCACCAGGAGUGGGACCUCAGCAGACUGCUAGUCAGUAUUUUGACCAUGCUACUGGCCUUCGCGUGGUACUGCAGGUAUCACUACACUCAGCUGUUCACAGUGUCCACCACUUUAGCGCUCUACGUUCUCACUGCGCUGUUCACUCUCGCUCUCUUCGGCAAUUUCUUCCCGGACCAAGAAAGCUUGAGGGAAGUCGAGUAAUUUUUAUUUUUAAAUUAUUCACGGAUUAAAUUUAUUUAUUACCCAGACACUUGCACGACUGAUUUUGAUUUUGAUUCACUCCAGGAAACUUACCGGGUUUUUUUUCCCCGGAGAAAUUAUUUCUCUAAUGUAAGAUAAAUUUUUUAUUAAAGAAAAAAAGUCACCUGGGUUUCCUGUUUUCUGUCGAAGCAUUUAAUUUAAAUUAAAUAAGAAAAAAAAUUAUUAUUUGUGAUUGGAUAAAA